AUGCCAACAAUCCAGUAUAGCGGCGAAGUAUUCUCAUUUCAGCCUAUUACCAAAAAAUAUGGCAUUCGUUUAGCCAUUCUCCAUCCAGCCCCAUCGGAUAAGGAAGCAAUACAUUGCAGUUUAAUCCACACCACUCUCUCGGAAUGCGACAACGAUAUUAUCGACCAUUAUACCGCAUUAUCUUACGUUUGGGGAUCGGGGAUUGAUGAAAAUGAAGAGACCACUUUUCGAACGAUAUUCUUGGACAACAAACCGUAUAAUAUCACUACGAAUUUCCAUGCUGCUCUUGUGAAUUUGAGAGAUUCUAAGAAGCCCUUCCGGCUUUGGGCGGACUCCCUGUGUAUCAACCAAGGUGCUGGUGGCGAGGAAGAGAAAGCGCAGCAGGUUGCUAUGAUGGGACGAAUCUACGAAAUUGCCGACCAUACAGUUAUUUACCUGGGAACACCUGAUCCAAGCAUCGACAUCAAAGAUAAAUUUUAUCCCAUCUUGAGGGCUGGCGAUAUUCUGGGUAAGCCCUGGUUUAGACGUAUCUGGGUCUUUCAAGAGCUGGUCUUUUCUCGCGAUCCAUGGGUGCAAAUCGGGAAACAACGAGAGAGGUGGGAUCUUUUCGUGGGUGAGAUAAUGGAUCAUCGAGGUUUAAUCUUCGCUGAGCUGGUAAAGUAUCCCAAACUUGAAGAUAGCCAUGCAAAAGAGCCCGGUAAAUCAGUUCAAAUCCACAACAAUCUUGCUGGCAAGAUCACCCAAGGAUACAAUCUUAUUUCAGAAAUGCAGCAGGCUCGGAAGAGACAUCAUGCAAAGUCAGGUAGUAAGUCUACCUUGCUCGAGCUGGUCACUGCGAGACGUGGACUUGGAGCAACCGAUCCACGAGAUUUGGUAUGGGCACACGUCGGCUUUGCUUCUGAUGGGAACGAUGGUGCUUUUCAAGCAGACUAUAAGAAUAAAUCUCUCGCUGAGGCUUACAAUUCGUUUGCUGGUCGUCAGAUUGAGUUGAAUGGAAACUACCAUCUAUUGCGCCAUGUUAACGAAUCUGGUAAACGUCUUUCGGGACUUGCUUCCUGGGCACCGGACUUGAGAGAACCAGCUUCUACUGCGAUAUACAGACCAAUGCUGAAUCCUCCAGAUGCAGGUCAUCAAGUGACUGCUCAAGGAGCUUCGUAUUCAGGUGACAUUUCUCUUGUCCGAAUCAGCAACCCUCCACUUCUAGCUCAUAUUGGUCAUGGAAAGGAGUAUAUUGUGGCUAGAAGUGCAACCAUCAGUCUACACCAUCCCACAGUCUUGAAGAUUACCCGGUUCGCUUCCAGACUUGAAGCCCUCUCAGAAGAUAUCACCGCCCGUCCCAUGUUUGUCGAAAUAAACACAACAGACCUCCAUUGGCAGAGAAGAGGCAUGGAUUUCACAAAGCUGUAUCGUGAUAUUUAUAGCGCAUGGCGAGAACUGAUCCAGGACGACAACAUACUCCCACCAAGAGACCCAGAGGAAGAACACAGGAUAAAGUAUGUGUUCGAAUGCAUAAUGUAUAAGCAAUACCAAACACCGAAUCCAAAACACACCAUUGAUGCUUGGCUCAUCCUCUGCGCCAGCGAGAAUUUCGCCCAGAUAUCAUUCUUCGAGAAUAGAGCACUAGCUCGAAUGAGCAGUGGAGAACUCGCCCUCGUCUCGAGCUCUUCUAAACUUGGGGACUUUGUAGUCGGGAUAUUGAACACGGAAAUCGGACCGAUGAGAUCUGGGGCAACGUUUUGGUCCCCGUUCUUGUUCCGGUAUCGAGAGGAUGAUCUUGAUCAGAAGACGUGCGAUGCUGUCCGAGAGAAGAUUUCUUUUGGCGGCCCACGUCGUGAGUUUAAAGGCGAGGAGAGCGAGAGGAAAGACUCCCUUGCGAAGCUACAUGAGCUUCCUGUUCGACAUUGUGAAUAUGUGGGGCCGUUUUUUGUUACGGGGAAUGAGUUCUAUGAUAAUUCGGAGGUAAUGUCUUCGAGGAUCGCGUGGAAUGGGUUUGCGACUACUAUCUUUGCCAUCAGUUGA
Hymenoscyphus albidus is the source of this 2019-nucleotide messenger RNA. The record is from the annotation of a GenBank genome assembly. Lineage: Eukaryota; Fungi; Ascomycota; Leotiomycetes; Helotiales; Helotiaceae.